AUGCAGCGUGACGAGCAGAGACCUGAGGGAAGCCGGUUUGACCCUUAUUGGAACUUGUGGCCUGGUGACCAUCGGGUGGGAAAAGCGGACAAUCUCCUGUCCCGGAGGUGCCCUAAAGCAGUGAGAGGCACAUACAAGACCCAUUACACCCCUUGGACCGGUGGGGGUGAUCCCAGUCCCCCCAUGGGAGGCUAUCCCUAUGUUGACAGAGUGCAGAGGGAAGCAACACAUGCUGUUACACCAGACGGGGACAUAAAGAUGGCAGAAAUCCCUGUGCACUGUAGUUUCCAAAUGAAGAGCACAUCGAUGUCCUCGGCAAAUUGGACGAAACAUUUGUGA
Molecule: messenger RNA, 339 nt
Organism: Pelobates cultripes (western spadefoot toad)
Lineage: Eukaryota; Metazoa; Chordata; Amphibia; Anura; Pelobatidae
Source: the annotation of a GenBank genome assembly